Messenger RNA from Phalacrocorax carbo (great cormorant), 3830 nucleotides. Lineage: Eukaryota; Metazoa; Chordata; Aves; Suliformes; Phalacrocoracidae. The record is from RefSeq and is a predicted model, not a curated record.
GUUUCUUUCCCGGCUUCCCCCUGUGCCGCAGGCUGGGAAUGGUACGGUCCUCCCUUCUGUGCCCGUUGUUGCUCGGUGGAUGUUGCUAGAAGGUGAAGGCAUCAGCACAGGCUGCGGAGGCUGCAGCGGUUGCGGCCAGCCCCGAAACACCCCGGGAGAGGGGGCGGAAGGGACCCGGCGAGGAGGCCUGUGCUCAGCUACGGCCUUCUCCCUCCUGCUGCAAGGGUCCGGCAGCAUCGCUGGCGAGGAGCCAUGACCCAGGGGAAGCUCUCUGUGAACAACAAACCCCCCAACUCCGAGGGGCAAGGGGAGAAGAAGGACAAUGCCACGGCUCCACCGGCUCCUCCGACCUAUGAGGAGGCGACAGCAGGAGAAGGGAUGAAGUCUGGUGCUUACCCUCCUCCCCCAUCGGUCCCGCUCCACCCCAGCUGGGCUUACGUCGACCCCAGCACGAGCCCGAGCUAUGGCAGCGGAGGGUACCCAGGAGACACAGAGAUGCUCACCACCUUCAGCUGGGAUGACAGGAACGUGCGCAGAGUGUUCAUCAGGAAGGUUUAUGCCAUCCUGAUGGUCCAGCUCUUGGUCACUGUCGUUAUUGUGGCUUUCUUCACCUUCUGCGAGCCGGUCAAGGGGUACAUUCAGACGCAUGCUGCCUGGUAUUGGGCUUCCUAUGGUGUUUUCUUUGUGACCUACCUGAUUCUUGCUUGCUGCUCUGGACCCAGGAGGUAUUUCCCAUGGAAUCUGAUCCUGCUGAGCAUCUUUACGCUCUCCAUGGCUUAUCUCACUGGGAUGCUCUCCAGUUACUACAAUACCAAGUCGGUCCUUCUCUGUCUGGGGAUCACGGCCCUGGUGUGUCUGUCUGUCACCAUCUUCAGCUUCCAGACCAAGUUUGACUUCACCUCCUACCAGGGUGUCCUCUUUGUGAUGCUCAUGGUCCUCUUCUUUGGUGGCAUCAUCCUGGCUGUGAUACUGCCCUACCAAUAUGUCCCCUGGCUCCACGCGAUCUACGCUCUGCUUGGUGCCGUUAUCUUUACUAUGUUCCUGGCAUUUGAUACCCAGAUGCUGAUGGGGAAUCGUCGGUACUCGCUGAAUCCAGAGGAAUACAUCUUUGGAGCCCUCAAUAUCUAUCUGGACAUCAUCUACAUCUUCUCCUUCUUCCUCCAGUUCUUUGGUUCUAGCCAGGAGUGAGUGCAGCAAGGCAGUAUUUUCUGCUUGCUGGCAAGAUGCAAGUGGUUAAAAAAAAAUAGAAGAGGAAAAGAGGGUUAAAAAACCAAACCAAACCCACCCUUUCUGGCCCACUAGCAGGCUCCAUUCAAUCAGCUGAGCAAAGCCCCUGGGUUCCUUAUGCAGCUUGUAUAUAUGCUGUUAGGCCUUUGUGACCCAGAAAGUAAAGUAGGGCUUAAGUGUUAUGUCUCUUCUGCUCCCUCCGCUCCUACUGAGAUCAGACCAGAGACUGGGAGGCAUGAGGCCAAGAUCUUCUUUUCCCCAGAGGCUGUCAGAGUUGCCUGCCUGAGUCCUGCACAUUAUGUUGAAGUGCUGAGAACAGCUCUGUGAAGGGAAAAUAACGUUAAGAGGAGAGUAGGGAAUUUUGCUAGGAUCCUGGCAGGAAAACCAGCUGAACAAAGGGAAAAGGCUAGGGCACUCCUUGCGUUCCCCUGUUUCUCCUGCAUUCAGUUGGAGCUUUGUGGCCUCUGCAGAGAUAUAUUCCUGAUAGUGCCUGCUUUUAAGUGCAGAGCAGGAGAUCACGUAGUCUGGAUGUCCCUGCAAUCAGUCCUUCAGGCACAAGGGAACCUGUUGUUCAGGAUGUGCAGCCUCUUUGAGGAUGUCCCUAAUGUUCCUGCAGGAAGAAUUCUGUACCCUUUGCCUCUGACCAUGGGGCUGACUCUGUACUUACUUUCCUUCCCAGAGUGGGAUAGCAGGACCACUGGCUGUGAGCUCACCUCCCCGCCCAAGGGGGACAUGUAUGCCAGUUCUCUCUGAAGCAUGGCUCUUCCACCUGGGAGAGCUGUGAUCCCAUGUAAGGGUUAUUGGCAGAGAAGAGGUGGUGAAAGAGGCUGAGUUUCAGAGCCCAUGCAAAGCCAGGCACCUCCUGAUGUGGAAAAUGUGAAUGGCUGAGAUCCUGUGACCCAUCAUAAGGAUCUGAUGUCUUCACAAAACUGUCUUGGUUGCUUGAGGUUAAUGAUCCUAAGUGGUUACUACUCAGAGACUGAGGCCAGGGUGAAUGCCUGUUGUUCAAAACAGGCACUGCUUUGUAGCAAACACCAAUGUUGCCUCUUGCUUUGGCCUUUUCUCGGUUUUGCUCCCCCAAACAGGGAUGUUAGUGAGAGCACUGGAUGCCUCCGAAUGCUCAGGUAACUUUCCAUCUUCCCCUUGCUCACAUUCCCCUGUUUGGGGAUUAGCUGGCUAAUUUCUAACUGUAAAGCUCCAGGUGGAGAUAAGAGGCCUUUUGCUCUUUUUAAAAGUGAUCCUUCCUGCUGAUAGAAACCCAUAUCUUCAAUCUCUCUGGGAAUGCCAGGGCAAGUGCGUCACUGAGCUGCCUCUAGCAAUCCCCACGUGUUAGAGAGAGGCGAUGCCAAAAUGCUCCGUACCGCACAUUCCUCCUCUGCUGCUGCCCUGGCUUUUACCCUUCACAUGGUGUAUCCUCCUGCCACAUGUGUUCAGUGCCCCGAGCUGGGCAGAGGAAAGUUACUGUGCAGAGAGUAAAAGUGCUUCAGCCCCUCUGGCUGCACUGACCUUAUCCAUGAUCACACAGGAGCACAAAUCACGCUUUCUACCUUACCUUCCCACCCCAAAAACUGGCCUCCCCCCUUUUUUUUUUUAAAGGAAUAAAGGAGACUAUUAGGUAAUGACAGCAUUAAGUUCAUGACCUCCUGAUUUCUGCAGUACAUGCCAGAGAAGAAGCAAGGGCCUUGAACUGCCAAGCAGGGAGAACUGGGAGAGGGGACAGCAUGGGAGGCACCCCAAAGGUUUAUGAAAUAGGAUUUUGAAGAGGGAUUUUCCGGCUCAGACCCAUGCAGGCACUUCUGAAAUAUCUUAGCAGACUGGUUCUGUGGCCUUUAUUUGCUCACAGCAAAAGGCCUGUAUUCCUGCUUUCCAGCUUUUGAGGAGGGAGUAUGGAGUUAUGUGAUGAGUUCUGACUCUGAAAUAGUCCUAAAACUCCUCUUCUGGGGGACAAUCUAGACCAGAGCUCUGCAGCUCUCCUUUCUGAACUGGGACUCCUCCAAACUGGCCCUGCAUACCCUGGGACCUGGGGAGGAGAACAUGGAUCUGCAGCCCACUCUAGAUCUCUUGCUCUUUUUCCUUCUGGUGUGGAGUAACUUUGCUGCUGCCUGAGCUGCUGCUACUUCCUGGCUUUCUGCUCCCGUGUGGAAAAAGCUUGCAUGGCACCUGCUUGUCUCCAGGCCAUUUGAAUGGGGGUGGCUUGCUGCCUCCUGGGCCACCCACAGGGCUCCCUUCUUGCAUGUGUCCUGGUCCCUCUUCUGUGCCAACCCCGUGGCUUGCCGUCCAUCCAAGCCAGACCCAGUGAAAGCACUUGGACUGAAGCAGUGAGUAACAUGUACAUGCUCAGAGAGGUGCAAGUCCCCAUGAGGCUGAGUAAGAUAGGGUUAGGGGUGGCAUAUAGCUAGAGGUAUGCUCUCCUGGGUUCCCUGAUUGCCUGUGCAGGGCUGCUUCUCUUCCUCUGUGUGGCUGUCCUUUAUCUGAGAUCUGCAUCACCGGGACACUGGCUCUGUAUCCGCCUGCUCCUUUGUCUGGCCAUUCUUAUGAUUUCAUUGUAAAUAGGAUUUUGUAUUUUCUCUGAACAUUGCUAAUAAAUUGUUGCAAAACUGUUA